Molecule: messenger RNA, 3044 nt
Organism: Xiphophorus hellerii (green swordtail)
Lineage: Eukaryota; Metazoa; Chordata; Actinopteri; Cyprinodontiformes; Poeciliidae
Gene: smpd1
Product: sphingomyelin phosphodiesterase 1
Exons: 9
Coding region: 233-2041 (602 amino acids)
Biological process (GO): sphingomyelin catabolic process; ceramide biosynthetic process
Cellular component (GO): lysosome
Molecular function (GO): acid sphingomyelin phosphodiesterase activity
Source: RefSeq, a predicted model, not a curated record
GACAGCGGGCAGCCUCAGUCGCGAGGACACACACAGUUGCGCAUCUGAACAAGCAGAGCUGCUUCCAGCUGAGCAUGUCUAAAAGACUUGUCUGACCUGGUCUCAGUUGACUUCCCCGGGGAAGUGGAACUGGAGCUUGGAGUUGCUUUUGUUCACCACACCUGGGAGUCCCUGGAGAAGACAGCGGCACUUUUUUCUCUUUUUAGAGCACAGACACGCUACCGUCAGAACAAUGAGGCUCCCCACACUGCGACCCUUCCUGGGACUGACGACCUGUACUUUGCUCCUUAUGUCGCCGCUGUUCGGGUCCUGUCAUCCAGCUCAGUAUCAAGCUCAGACCAGGACCGUGUUGGUGGAGCAGUUCGAAACCCACGGACUCGGCUUCCCCUGGAGAAACCUCACCUGUCCCGUUUGCAAAGCGAUCUUCACCAUUCUUGACAUCGCACUUCUGAGCAGUGCAAACGAAGAGCGGGUGGCACAUGCAGUCAGCGAGGCAUGCAUCCGUUUGCAUCUGGCUGAUGAGCAGGUGUGCCGCAACAUAACCGAGCUGUUCAGGGACGACUUCAUCAGGGCCUUGCAGCAGUCUGUGCUGUGGCCCACCGAAGCAUGUGCGGUAUUGGUGGGGCCUUCGUGUGGCACAUUUGACAUUUACGCACCGUGGAACAUCACUUUGCCAAAGGUUCCCAAGCCUCCUGUUACGCCACCCUCACCUCCUAAACCUGGCUCUCCACAGAGUAGGGUGCUGUUUCUCACAGAUAUCCACUGGGACAAGGAAUAUGAAACUGGCAGCGCUGCUGACUGCAAGGAGCCUCUCUGUUGUCGGGCAGACUCAGGUGUUCCCAAAUGGAAGCGGAGAGGAGCUGGUUACUGGGGAACCUACAGCAAGUGUGACCUUCCUCUACGCACGGUGGAGAACCUCCUGGAAAAUGCUGCUAAAGUCGGACCUUGGGACUGGGUCUACUGGACUGGAGACAUACCAGCACACAAUGUCUGGUCUCAGACCAGAAACCAGCAGCUGACAGAGCUCACGGUCAUCUCCAAACUCAUCCACAAGUACCUGGGAGCCAAUGUGACUGUUUACCCUGCAGUAGGAAACCAUGAGAGUACACCAGUGAACAGCUUCCCGCCACCGUUUGUCCACGGCAACCGAUCCUCUGCCUGGCUCUAUGAUAAAAUGGCAGAGGAAUGGGCGCAGUGGUUGCCAGAGCAGGCGUUGAAGACUUUAAGAUAUGGAGGGUUCUACACACUAGAGAUUCAGCCCGGGCUGAGGGUGGUCUCCCUCAACAUGAACUUCUGCGCACGAGAAAACUUCUGGCUGAUGGUGAACUCCACUGACCCUGCUAACCAGCUGCAGUGGCUGGUUCAAGUUCUGCAGGCCAGUGAAGACAGAGGAGAGAAGGUGCAUAUCAUUGGUCAUAUUCCACCUGGCCUGUGUCUUGGCAGCUGGAGCUGGAACUACUAUCACAUCGUCAACAGAUAUGAAAGCACAAUUACUGGGCAGUUUUUUGGGCAUACCCAUCUGGACGAGUUUCAAAUGUUUUACGAUGAGGAAACCAUGACCCGGCCUUUAGGAGUGGCUUUCAUUGCCCCCAGUGCCACCACUUAUGUCAAUCUUAAUCCAGGGUACCGCAUCUAUUAUGUCGAUGGAAAUUACAAAAACAGCUCUCGGCUUGUGCUUGACCAUGAAACCUACAUCCUCAACCUGACAGAGGCAAAUCACGACCCAAAGUCACCAGACAAUCCAGAGCAGAACCCCAAAUGGAGCCUCCUGUACCGGGCCACUGAAGCUUACGGCCUUUCCAGUCUGUUCCCGUCUGAUUACAACACACUGCUGCGAACCUUUAUCAACGACGACCGCACCUUCCAGAAGUUCUGGUACCUCAGACAUAAAGGACAUGUAUCAGAGUCCUGCAGAGAGGCAUGCAAAACCACAAUGCUCUGCUUUUUGCGAAGUGGACGCUCUGACGAGCUGGACGAGUGUGACCAUCUCAAUGGUUUUGCAGGAAACUUGGCUCGGGCUGCAAGAAAAACUCUUUGUUGACCUGAUGGAGGCUAGAUUUUUAAACUAGAUCAGGAGUGGAUAGCAACAUGACCAAAUAUGAGCCAAAACAGGUGUUGCAAAAUAAUCAAUAACAGUUGCACACAUUUUAAAAGUUAAGCUAAUAUUCCAUUUUGGAAAUCCUAUAAGAGUGCUGUUUUCAAUCAGCCCCUUAGCCGAGUUGAAAUUAGGCUUUUAGUUCAAUAUUGUUAAGAAGGAUGUCUGGGAUUUACUGAAUAUUCAGAUGCACCCAUUAUGCAAAGUCUGCAUAAUAACACCCUGAAACAUUUUUUGUUACUUGAAAUGGACAAAGCAGUUACAUUACCGUACUGCGAUCAUCGUUUUAGCUGUUCAAAUGAAAUGGGUGCCUUUUAUCAGGGAAUGAGUAAACAUGCUAAUAAUUUGCUGCUUUACAGCUGCUUAAAUUUUUUUACAUUUCCUCGUAUUUUCUUUUCAGAGUGUGAGAUGCAGCUGAGAAAGCCUGCAUACAAACUGAGGAUGGGACAUUGUAGCAGUAUUAGCAUUACCUAAGAUUUAAGGAUUGUAAAAAGGCUUUUAAGUCCGACACUGGCAAAUACAGAUUAGACUUUUGUAAUUUUCAGUUUUGUGUUACAAAGCCGUCCAUAAUUUUAACAUUAUUUUGUUUGUUUCCUUAGCUUGCACUUUAUUUGAUUAGAAAAAAUUCUAAUGAAUCAAUGCUAGAACAUGUCUUCUUUUCAGAACUGGCUUAAUGUGAGAAUACCUAGCAAUUAUGAUACAAUUUGAAAAACAAGCCAAAAACAUGCUUGUCUGCAUGACUGCAAAAAUAAAUCUUUGGUCUACCGUUUACUUUGUGUUGAUAAUGCAAGUUAAUACCUCCAUAUUUACUUCAAAAGGUCAUAAACAUCAUGAAGGUCAAGUUUUAGGGGUUUAGUUUUAGGUAAAUAUAUAACAAAAGUACAAACCAGCAAUUUGUAUUCUCUGCGUCUUCACCGAAAUUAAAAGAAUGCCCUUCAACACACUGAAA